This is a messenger RNA of Phyllotreta striolata, 4842 nucleotides long. Lineage: Eukaryota; Metazoa; Arthropoda; Insecta; Coleoptera; Chrysomelidae. The record is from the annotation of a GenBank genome assembly.
AUGGAAUUAGGACGUUUGAUGCCUUUGCUGCUGUUAAUCAGCGCCACCCAAGCCGGUUUGCUGGACAUCUUCGAUUUCGGAGGCAAAAAAGAAGAAUACACCCUUCGCGAGAACAAACUCUACGACAAGAGCGGAGGUUGGUGGGAUUUGCACGAUAAAAAGUACUACAAUAGUAAAGGUAGAUACCUAAAGUACAAACAAUGGGACGCUGAUAUUUUGGACCAUUUGAAAACGCCCGACGAAUGGCAAGUGUUGAAACCUACGGAGGUUAAUCCGACUCAGAAUAGAUUGUACGAUCGAGAAGGCGGUUGGUGGGAUUUAACCACUAAAAAAUACUACAACAGACUAGGCAUAUGGGACAGUACUAGAAUAUGGGAUCCGAGGAUUUUACAAGGACAAAACGAUCCGACUCGGAAUAGAUUGUACGAUCAAAGCGGCGGUUGGUGGGAUUUGACAACGCACCAAUACUACAACCAUUUAGGACAAUUGGUGGUGUCGAAAGUUUGGGAUCCGAAGAUUUUAGAAGUGCUAAACCGUCCGACGCAAAAUAGGAUCUACGAUCAAAGUGGCGGUUGGUGGGAUUUGACCACGAAGCACUACUACAAUAAACUGGGACAACUGGUAAUCAACAAAAUAUGGGAUCCCAGAAUUUUGGAUCAACUCAAUGGGGCAAAUGGAAACAGGAUCUACGAUCAAGAUGGCGGUUGGUGGGAUCUUACUACCAAACUUUAUUACAAUAGUCGAGGACAAUUGAUAAUUUCGAAAGUAUGGGAUCCUAGGAUUUUGGAUCAACUCAAUGGGUCAAAUGGAAACAGAAUCUACGAUCAAGAUGGUGGUUGGUGGGAUCUUACAACCAAACAUUACUACAAUAGUCAAGGACAAUUAAUAAUUUCAAAAGUAUGGGAUCCUAGGAUUUUAGACCAACUUAACAGGCCAAAUGAAAACAGAAUCUACGAUCAAGAUGGUGGAUGGUGGGACCUUACAACCAAACAUUACUACAAUAGUCAAGGACAAUUGAUAAUUUCGAAAGUAUGGGAUCCUAGGAUUUUGGAUCAACUCAAUGGGUCAAAUGGAAACAGAAUCUACGAUCAAGAUGGUGGUUGGUGGGAUCUUACUACCAAACAUUACUACAAUAGCCAAGGACAAUUGAUAAUUUCAAAAGUUUGGGAUCCUAGGAUUUUGGAUCAACUCAAUGGGUCAAAUGGAAACAGAAUCUACGAUCAAGAUGGUGGUUGGUGGGAUCUUACUACCAAACAUUACUACAAUAGCCAAGGACAAUUGAUAAUUUCGAAAGUAUGGGAUCCUAGGAUUUUGGAUCAACUCAAUGGGUCAAAUGGAAACAGAAUCUACGAUCAAGAUGGUGGUUGGUGGGAUCUUACAACCAAACAUUACUACAAUAGUCAAGGACAAUUAAUAAUUUCAAAAGUAUGGGAUCCUAGGAUUUUAGACCAACUUAACAGGCCAAAUGAAAACAGAAUCUACGAUCAAGAUGGUGGAUGGUGGGACCUUACAACCAAACAUUACUACAAUAGUCAAGGACAAUUGAUAAUUUCGAAAGUAUGGGAUCCUAGGAUUUUGGAUCAACUCAAUGGGUCAAAUGGAAACAGAAUCUACGAUCAAGAUGGUGGUUGGUGGGAUCUUACUACCAAACAUUACUACAAUAGCCAAGGACAAUUGAUAAUUUCAAAAGUUUGGGAUCCUAGGAUUUUGGAUCAACUCAAUGGGUCAAAUGGAAACAGAAUCUACGAUCAAGAUGGUGGUUGGUGGGAUCUUACUACCAAACAUUACUACAAUAGCCAAGGACAAUUGAUAAUUUCAAAAGUAUGGGAUCCUAGGAUUUUGGAUCAACUCAAUGGGUCAAAUGGAAACAGAAUCUACGAUCAAGAUGGUGGUUGGUGGGAUCUUACAACCAAACAUUACUACAAUAGUCAAGGACAAUUAAUAAUUUCAAAAGUAUGGGAUCCUAGGAUUUUAGACCAACUUAACAGGCCAAAUGAAAACAGAAUCUACGAUCAAGAUGGUGGAUGGUGGGACCUUACAACCAAACAUUACUACAAUAGUCAAGGACAAUUGAUAAUUUCGAAAGUAUGGGAUCCUAGGAUUUUGGAUCAACUCAAUGGGUCAAAUGGAAACAGAAUCUACGAUCAAGAUGGUGGUUGGUGGGAUCUUACAACCAAACAUUACUACAAUAGUCAAGGACAAUUGAUAAUUUCAAAAGUAUGGGAUCCUAGGAUUUUGGAUCAGCUCAAUGGGUCAAAUGGAAACAGAAUUUACGAUCAAGAUGGUGGUUGGUGGGACCUCACUACUAAACAUUACUACAAUAGCCAAGGACAAUUGAUAAUUUCAAAAGUUUGGGAUCCUAGGAUUUUAGACCAACUUAACAGGCCAAAUGAAAACAGAAUCUACGAUCAAGAUGGUGGAUGGUGGGACCUUAAUACCAAACAAUAUUACAACAACAGAGGACAACUGGUAAUCACAAAGGUAUGGGACCCAAGUAUUUUGGAGCAAUUGAACAAACCAACUAUUACUAGAAUCUAUGAUCAAGAUGGUGGUUGGUGGGAUCUUACUACCAAACGAUAUUACAAUAAACUAGGACAAUUGAUAAUUUCAAAAGUAUGGGAUCCAAGAAUUUUAGAGCAAAUCUACAGACCAACAGUAAAUAAAAUUUACGAUCAGGACGGUGGUUGGUGGGAUCUUACUACCAAACAUUAUUACAAUAGCCAAGGACAAAUAAUAAUUUCAAAAAUAUGGGAUCCAAGUAUUCUGGAGCAACUGAACAAUCCAACAGUAAACAGAAUUUAUGAUCAAGAUGGUGGUUGGUGGGAUCUUACUACAAGGCAAUACUACAAUCAUCUAGGACAAUUGGUAAUUUCGAAAGUUUGGGAUCCAACAAUUUUGGAUCAACUCCACAAACCAACUGUACAUAGAAUCUACGAUCAAGAUGGCGGCUGGUGGGACCUAAGCACUAGACAAUAUUACAAUAGAUAUGGAAUACUAAUUGUGUCGAAAGUAUGGGAUCCCUCAAUUUUAGGUAUCAUUUCCAACAAACCAAUUCAAACCGUAACAAACAAACCCAUAGACGAACAAGAUAAACCGGUAGAAGAAAUUCCAGAAAAAAUUGUAGACGUACCUUCUGAACACGUAUCUCCAGAACAUAGUGACGAAGUUCCAGACCAACAAGAAAUCGAUCAAACAAUAGACGAAAAUGUACAUAUUCCAGAAGAGGAUGACGAAGCUCAUCAUCAAAUAGUCGUAGAAGACGUUACCGAAAAGAUCGAAGAUGUAUCUUCUGAAGAAAUUUACCAACCCGAAACAACAACUCCGCUAUUUGAAGAAUGGGAAACCCAAAUAUACGUUAACCACAAGCCCAUACCAACUCGACGACCAAUCGAAAUCAUCGAAGAAAAAUCCUACGACGACGAAGACCUCUCAAACGACAAAGACACCGGAGUUAAAGAUACAGCAAGCAAACCGGCUGUAAUGAGAAUAUACGACAAAACAGGUGGCUGGUGGAACCUAAACACCAAACAAUACUUCAACAAGCAAGGCCAAUUGGUACCUUCCAAAGUUUGGGAUCCCAAGCUAUUGAAAGUAGUCAAAAAACCGACCAUAACCAAAAUCUACGACGAAGAGGGCGGUUGGUGGGACCUCAAAACCAAGCGAUACUACAACAAUUUAGGACAACUGGUUACAACGAAAGUAUGGGAUCCCAAAAUUCUGCUAAUACUUCGCAAACCAUCUACAAGAAAACUGUACGGCCCAGAUGGCGGCUGGUGGGACCUCAACACCAGGCUCUACUACGACAAACUUGGACAUUGGGUAGAUACGAAAAAAUGGGAUUCUUCAGUUCUGGGACAAGAUAACGCAUCGACCUCGAUCACGACAAUUUACGACCAAGAUGGCGGUUGGUGGGACGUCCGAACGAAAAAAUACUACAACAAACAAGGUCAAUACAUCGCUACGAAAAUCUGGGACCCCGAAAUAUUAGAAAUAGUUUCCAAACAGUCCACUAAACCAAUCAUAACCACCAAAAUCUACGAUCAAGAAGGCGGUUGGUGGGAUUUGAACACCAAGCGAUACUACAACAAACAAGGCCAACUGGUGGUUAGUAAAGUGUGGGAUCCCAGGAUCCUCGAAACUAUCACCAAGCCUAUAGUAACGAGAAAAAUUUACGAUCUUGAUGGCGGUUGGUGGGACGUCGACGCCCGAAAAUACUACAACAAACAAGGAGUAUACGUCCCAACGAAAGUAUGGGAUCCAAGUAUUCUAGAAAAAAUCGGCAAGCCUACGGUAACGACCAAAAUUUACGAUCAAGACGGCGGCUGGUGGGACGUCGAAUCCAAAAAAUACUACAACAAACAAGGCCAAUACAUCGCUACGAAAAUCUGGGACCCGGAAAUAUUAGAAAAAAUCACCAAACCGAUCGUGACAACUCGACUCUACGAUCCACAAGGCGGUUGGUGGGACCUCAAAACCAAACGGUACUACAACAAGCAAGGACAAUUGGUAACGACAAAAGUAUGGGAUCCGAGAAUCCUCGAAAGAGUGAGCAAACUGUCCGAAGUUCCGAAAGAAUGGGACGAUCCCAGUCACGAAUUGAGAGUGGUUAAACCGAUUGUGGGUGCUCUCGAAGGGAGCAACGAUAAGGAAAAAGAGAUGCAAAAGCACAUACAAAAUUGGAUGGAUGCGGAGAAGGAACUUUGGGAUUCUCAGCCAGCCGGUCAAAAAUGGGUUAAUGAAGAAAAAAAUCUUGUUCAACCUAAUCUAGCUGGUCAAAGGUGGGUUGAAGAAGAGAAGAAUCUUUUGAAUACCAACCACCAAGUUGGCCAAAAUCAGCAAUAA